This is a messenger RNA of Bactrocera latifrons, 4463 nucleotides long. It is a transcript of the gene subdued, whose product is annotated as anoctamin-1. The record is from RefSeq and is a predicted model, not a curated record. Gene Ontology annotation, biological process: chloride transmembrane transport. Gene Ontology annotation, cellular component: plasma membrane. The transcript has 17 exons. Gene Ontology annotation, molecular function: protein dimerization activity; chloride channel activity. Lineage: Eukaryota; Metazoa; Arthropoda; Insecta; Diptera; Tephritidae. The coding region runs from base 297 to 3806 and encodes 1169 amino acids.
UUCAAUGUAUUAGAGCAAGAAUGAUAGAGAUAUUUCCACCUUUCUUGGUUUGGAGGUCAUUUUAUUGUCGGGUUUAGUUGUUUCGGUAUUAUCUAUGGUUUCUGUUGACGAAAAAAUCAAGAAUUGUGAUACGUUCGGACGUCAUGGUGGUAUAAUUGCGGCAGUUUGCAUUGCUUUUGAAGCAUUUGAUCGUAAUUUACACAGAUCGAAGUCCAUAUAGUAGAGUUUAUGAAGUGAGAAAAAGUUUCAUGAUGACCUGGCAUAAAUGACAUACAUAGUAUCAAUUAUUUGCAAGAAUGCAAACCGACGAGGAGGAUAUAAUUGUCAGUGAUUCCAAUACCCCAGUCAGGCAUACACGACCGCUUCAMACGGAUGAAUCGUAUGAAUCAUAUGCGACCAAAACAACAGCAUCGCUGGAAACUCCACCAGCAACGCCACCAGCAGAAAACAGCGAUGCUAGCACAAACGACAAUACUCGCAAUGUGAGAGAGUGCCGGAAGUUUCACAAUAUCGACUAUGACGAUCACACUUCAGCAUAUUCGCAAUCUGAACCCGACGAAGAUCCAAGCUUUGUUUUUUUCAGCGAAGGCGAUUUACCGGCAGUCGCGUUUGAGCCACCGUACACAGCGCCUCUUGCACCAUUGCUUACACCAAAAAGGUGGCGGAGAAAGCAUAGUACUAAAGCAAAGAAGGGCAGUACGUGUCGGUCGAAUACUAAUAUAAAAAGGAAAUGCCGAUCGCCGGUAACAGCUUCCAAAGAAAAUUUUAAAAGUUACGACAGCCUCUGUGAGAUGUUUUUACAGAAUGAAAGAUACGCAAGUGCAUCUGGAGAUGCAGGUAGUAAUUUAAAAGUUGAAGCAUGUGAUAAAGAUAACUUAAACGGAAAAGGCAAAAGUUACUACUUUGGCAAUGAUGAUAAUCGUGGUGUUGGUGAAUGUAUUGAACUUGAUGACAAACUACUGUAUAAUAAUGAUGGUCGUACACACCGAAACGUUGAUAAAAGAAAACUUCAGCACACAACGAGUUUGACACUCGACGCAGAGACAUCGCAACAUCGAAAUAACAAUUUGGCCAAAAUUAAUCGUCAUAUCAGGCGUAAUAAUAGUUCUAAGUUCACAACACCGUUAGCUCCAAUGACUGAUGACAUUUUAGAAAAUAAUUUUGUAAAUGAAGAAGACUGCUGCCCAUCAACGAAAUACAAUGAGACACUGUUUUUUACGGAUGGUGUGCGUUCAAUUGAUUUUGUGCUUGCCUACAAGGUGGAUCUGGACGCAAGCCAAGAAGUGAUCAAUUCGCAUAAGCGUUUCAAAUAUGAAGCCAACCUGUUGCAAAAUGGACUACAGAUGGAAGUGGAUAUUAGGGAGCAGCAGCAUAUUCAUUUUGUGAAAAUACAUGCGCCAUUGGAUGUUUUACGUCGCUAUGCCGAAAUUUUAAAGCUGCGUAUGCCUAUGAAGGAGGAUCUUUGUAGUACCACAGUUUACAGCAAAUACAGUCGUUUGCUACAUGCAGCGCAAUAUCUCUCACGAAAGAUACCCGGCAUGUCUGCAGUGAAUCGCUCAACUCGAAGUGUUUUUUCUAGUCUCAAAAGUGUUGUGCAAUUCUUUCUUCGUAACAUUUUUGUUGAUGAACGAUAUUUCCCUCGUCGUGCCUACCGUUUCACCGCCAUCUACAGUCGUGAUAAAGAGUAUUUAUUCGAUAUACAUCAUCGAUGCUUCUUCACAAAUGCGGUGCGCUCUCGUAUUGUGCAGUUUAUAUUGGAUCGGCAAUAUUUCGAUAACCCCGACAAGGAUCCGCGAGCAUUCGGUAUUGAUCGCAUGGUAGAGUCGAAUGUUUAUUGUGCUGCUUAUCCGCUGCAUGAUGGCGAAAUCACAGAGAAAGGUACAAUGCGCGAAGCUCUUUAUACACACUGGGCCUCCGUUAAGAAAUGGUAUCGCUAUCAGCCGCUUGAUUAUGUAAAGGAAUAUUUUGGCGUUAAAAUUGGUCUGUAUUUCGCUUGGUUAGGUUUUUACACCUAUAUGCUGUUGCUUGCCUCCCUGAUUGGCAUUAUCUGUUUUGUGUAUUCAUUGAUAACAUUAAAGGAUUAUGUCCCAGUCCAAGACGUUUGCUCCAAUGAGCAUACUAAUAACCUCACUAUGUGUCCCCUUUGUGAUCGAUGUGAUUUUUGGUAUCUCAAGGAGACAUGUUUUUAUGCCAAAAUUACCUACCUCUUUGAUAAUCCCAGUACUGUGUUCUUUGCUGUCUUCAUGUCCUUUUGGGCUACACUUUUCUUGGAGUUAUGGAAACGUUAUUCAGCGGAGAUUACGCAUCGAUGGGAUUUAACUGGCUUUGAUGUGCACGAGGAGCAUCCUCGUCCCGAUUACCUGUCGCGGUUGGGACAUGUGAAAAACACUCGUACGCGCAUUGAUUACGUUACGAAUAUACAAGAACCAGUAGUACCUUUUUGGCGCAUGAAAUUUCCUGCCACUAUUCUAAGUGUUUCGGUUGUUUUUCUGUUGAUACUUUUGGCUUUCGUGGCGCUUGUUGCGGUAGUUGUUUAUCGCAUGUCUAUGCUGGGCACUUUCAAACUGAAUUCUAGUACGAUGACAACUUCGAGCGCCAUCAUGUUGGCUACAGCUUCGGCGGCGUUUGUCAACUUAUGUCUGUUAUAUAUGCUGAAUUAUGUGUACACACAACUCGCUGAGUACCUGACUGAACUGGAAAUGUGGCGCACACAAACGCAAUUCGACGAUUCAUUGACACUGAAGAUUUAUUUAUUGCARUUUGUAAACUAUUAUGCAUCCAUCUUUUAUAUAGCAUUUUUUAAAGGAAAAUUCGUUGGACAUCCAGGAAAAUACAACACAAUAUUUGAUUAUCGACAAGAGGAGUGCUCCUCUGGUGGCUGUUUGACUGAACUCUGUAUUCAGCUGGCAAUCAUUAUGAUUGGAAAACAAGCUUUUAACACCAUACUGGAAGUAAUAAUGCCAAAGAUUUGGCGAAAAAUCAUGGCCAUACAAGUAGGUCUGUCGCGUUUGUUCAACAGUAAAACUCAUGAUGUGAAUAAAGAGAAAGUGGAACGAUAUUUGCGCGACUUAAAAUUACUUGACUGGGGUCCACGCAGCUUAUUUCCGGAGUAUUUGGAAAUGGUUUUGCAGUAUGGUUUCGUUACAUUAUUUGUGGCCGCCUUUCCUUUGGCGCCUUUCUUUGCGUUACUUAACAAUAUAUUCGAAAUGCGUUUGGAUGCGAAAAAGUUGCUGGCCAACCACAGGCGUCCCGUUUCACAGCGUGUGCGUGAUAUUGGUGUUUGGUAUCGGAUAUUGGACAGCAUAGGCAAGCUGAGUGUGAUAACUAAUGGCUUCAUUAUUGCCUUUACAUCUGACUUUAUACCUCGCCUAGUUUAUCGUGCAAGUUCUGAGGGUCAUACGCUUGCUGGCUAUUUGAAUUUUACAUUAUCCGAAUAUAAUAUAACGGAAUCCGAUAAUUUGCGUAGUUUAGCUGGUGAUGAUUCAAAUAUAAGAACGUGUUUUUAUGCUGAUUUUCGAGAACCACCAACUUCGCCCCGAAAAUAUUAUUUAACAAGUACAUUUUAUAUCAUACUCGCUUGUCGAUUGGCUUUUGUUGUGGUAUUUGAGAAUUUCGUGGCGCUUGUUAUGAUUUUGGUACGUUGGUGCAUACCCGAUAUGAGCGUUGAGUUGCGCGACCAGAUACGACGAGAAGUUUAUCUCACAAAUGAAAUAAUUAUUGCCAAGGAAGCUGAGCGGGCACGAUUAGGGUUGGAUAGACGUAGUUGUUCCGUCUGUGGACAUGACUAUCGUGCGGACACAAUGUGAAAUACACAAAAAAUCUUCCUCGCAAGAGAAUCUUUCUACGYUUAAGAAAAAAGUCACAAAUAUUACUGCAUGUAGAAAAAAUCUAUUUUUAAUAUUAAUAUACAAACAUGGUUAAUGCUGGAAAAUGUAAUGGCAAUUUGUUUUCAAACUUAUGUAAAUCUUACGUUGGGUCAAUUUCGACUCUUUGAUUACAACUGACUUUAGWAUUUAGUAACAAGUAAUCUCCAAAACUAUGACUCGGUGCUCUGAAAGCGCUCUAGAUCUAUGUUAAAUCAUAUGUCUUUAAAAUCUCAUAUAAUUAUACAUAYACGUAUUUACUUGGACUUUUUGCAACUGCAAAUGUUUUGUUAGUUAGGUGCUAAAUAUUUAUUUAAAUUUUUUAUUURUAUCUUGUUAGUUAUUACUGAAGUUUCACAUCCUCAGAGUCGAGCAGAUAUAUUAUGCUAUAUGCUAUAUGUUCUCAGUGUGCAAAUAUAGAUAUUAAUUGUUAAAAAACUCACUGUUAGAAGUAUUUAAUAUUAAUGUGUUAAAUAGGAAAUAUAAGUUACUAUGUUGCAACUUUUUAUUUGCUUUAGAAGGGCAAUUUAUGAAUAUAAGUUCUUGGAAUAUAGGAAUAUGGAACUCUUUUAGCUUGGUUAUAGAGAUAAAAAUAAAAUU